Messenger RNA from Lodderomyces elongisporus, 2511 nucleotides. RefSeq names its product Stp2p (gene STP2). NCBI's taxonomy places the organism in Eukaryota, Fungi, Ascomycota, Pichiomycetes, Serinales, Debaryomycetaceae. Bases 1 to 2511 code for a protein of 836 amino acids. The transcript has a single exon. The record is from RefSeq and is a predicted model, not a curated record.
AUGUCUCUCAGCCAUUUGCGUCAUAGAAAGGAUGGGCAAGCACCAACAAAAGUGACACUGAGCCUACCUCUGUCGUCGUCGUCGUCGUCGUCAACUUCAACAUGGACUAUAAUCAUCACAUUUAUUAAAUACCUUUAUGCAACGCUAGUAUCUCUCGUAUCCACAUAUUCCUUUGAUAUACUUGUACCAAAAUACUCAACAAAAUUAGAGCAAACCAAACAGAUCAACCACAACUCUAAAAGCAAUAAUAGUAGUAAUAGUAAUAAUAACAACAACAACAGAAGCACAAGCACCAGCACAAGCACAAGCAUCGUUAGCAACAGUAUAAAUCAAAAGAGUACAUUUGGCAAUGAAAGGAGUACCAGACACAACGAUGAUGGAGACAACUAUUCACCAAAAUCAGACUUGUUCCCUUCUUUUAGUUUCAACAAGGAUUUAGCAAAAGUACAAGCACCCACUUGUGCAAAUGCAAGUAAUACUACCACCGCUACGAAAAUAAAAGAAGACAAGUUGGAAGACUCCUUGGUACCCACCAGCUGUUCUAUGGGCUUAACAACGAGGUUACUCCCAAUAAGAAAUUCACAAGGUGAGUUGGAAUGGGUAUUCACGGACGACGAUAGUAUCUUGAACAACAGCAAUAGCAACAGCAGCAGCAGCAAGAACAGCCACAAUACAAAUUACAGCUCGGCAAACACUAACAAUACAAGUAUCGGUACAACAAGCACUCUACAAGGAAACGAGUUGGAUGCAUUUAGGAUACCUCAACUCGAUAACAAGGGUAAGGUUGCAUCACCCGAAAUUCACUCGAACGACCUAUCACCAACAAUGUCAAACUCUUCAAACGAAACAACAUUGUCUCAGAAAAUAGCCAGUAUAAAGAAGGACCAGACUUCUUCUCCACAUAGUAUCGACUUGAACUCGGAAGGAAACGAAGACAAUGACGAAGACGUGAAUGCAGCAGGCGCAAAGUCCAUCAACGGUGAUAAGGGCGAAACCUACCCCUGUCAACACUGCAAUGCUGUCUUUACAGUCAAAGGUUACCUCACCAGACACAUGAAGAAACACUCCUCUGAAAAGGCUUAUAAAUGUCCUUUCCACGAAAAGAGCACUUUUAUCGACGAUAACAGCAUUGAACACAAGUGCCAUCCAAGUGGUGGAUUCUCAAGACGAGACACUUAUAAGACGCACUUGAAAUCAAGACAUUUCUUAUACCCCAAGGAUGUCAAAACAAAAGACCGUCCAACAUCAGAAGGUCACUGUGCAAUGUGCGGAGAAUAUUUCAAGAAUGCUGAGAUGUGGUGUGAAAUCCACGUGGAAGGUGGCGAGUGUCAAUUUUUACCCGCAGAUUACAAGGGAAAAUCAAGGAUCAAAAAUAGAUUGAGAAAGAAGUUGCAAAGAAAUGAAACGAUUACAGAUCCAGAGUUAUUGCCAUAUGCUUCAAAAGUUUAUGAAGAAGUACAAGAACAAAAGAAGAUGAAAAGACUAGCUAAGCAGCAAAGAAAGAGACAGAGCCUUCACCAAAAACAAAAAUUACACAAUCGUCGAUACAAUAACCCUACCCAAGCACAAGGUGAUGCUAAUCAAGAUUCAACUACAAAAGUAUCGGCUACAUCUCCAUCAUUAUUGUCAUCCUCCACAUUUGCUCAACAACCAUCUCCUCCUGAUGCAGAUACACCAAACUCUGUUUCAUCGUCAUCGAUAUACGAUUCAUCUAGCCACUCUCCAUACACUCCACAAUCACAUAUGAGUAAAUCGCCAUUGAGUUUGAUGUAUAAUCAAUAUGCAAGACAGCCGAAUCAAGCAGAUCGAGAUCAGCAACAAUUUACUGCAUCCAGUACGAAUAUAUCGAAUAAAAAGUUUACACUGGCAACAUCAUCUUUGCCCACAAGUGCCAUUAGCGCAACAAAAGGAGCAAAUAUCCAAACUCCGUACCUGUUUGAGCAAAUUGCCACUGCCCAUAGUGAUAUCAGCCGACAAGCCCAAAUAAACUAUAAUGAUUAUGAUGAUGAUGAAUUUUGUCUUGAUAUUGACCAGUUAGAUAGUACCGUUGUAAAUCAGAUGGCGAAUGCGCAAUCAACUCAAUCAGUCAAACUGGUGCAGCCAGUGCAGCCAGUACAAAUGAUUCAACAACUGGUGCCUAGACAAUAUACAGCUUACGAACACCAACAACAUUCGGUCUCACCGCAACCAAUCAAUCUUUUGCAACAUGAGUUACAUCAUCACCAACAGCAAUUCUCACAACCAACAACGCAGCAAUAUAUUCAUCAUCAUCAGCAACAGUAUCAGGGAAUAGACAUAGGAUACGCAGUAAAUUCCUCACAAUCAUAUAGUGAUGCACAAUUUUCACCACCACCAGCAUCGUCACAACCACAACCACAACAACAAUCACCCCAAUCAUCAUUUAUGGUCAAUAAUGUUUUCUUUUCGCAGCUGAUAUACCAACAACCAUAUCAGAUGCAAUCAGCGUACGCUGCAGCACCUGAAAGUCAACCACUUUAUCAAUUCCAAUGA